AUGUUGCAGCGGCUGCGCCACGCGGUGGGCUGGGGACUGCCUGCGCCUCCGCCCAGUACGCGCGUGGACUUUCAAGUGUGUGCCGCGCUGGGACACGGCCAGACGCUGUGGAUUGUCGGCGACCUCCCGGCGCUCGGUGGCUCGAUCGACGUCGUACUUAACACGGGUGGCACCUGGGCCGACACGGGGCUCCAGCUCGUGACGACGCCCGAGUUGUACCCGAUUUGGUACAAUCUCGAGCCCGUGCUGGUACCUACCGGUGCGGUUGUGCACUAUCGCUACGUCGUGUGCUCGGGCAGCCGCUUCUUGCGGUACGAAGGCUCGAUCGAGGCAGGUCCGGUGACAAGGGAGCUCACGGUUGGCGUGGGGUACGUCCAGACUCAAGACACACUGGACGGACGCGUGAAGAGCCGGCCGCUGUUGCAGCCGGGGGAGGACGAAGGCGGCACAGGGGAUGGUGCCAGUGCAACGGGAACGAUGACGGACGAAGCCGACGAUGCCGGUGCGGCAGCAGCCGGUGGAGCAGGGGUUGGGACCGACAGAAGCCGUGCUGCUGUGUGUGGCGAGGAGCUGCCCGUGCUGCCUGCGUUCUGGGGCGUCAUUCCGAGACUUAGUUCCGGACAAGCGUUCGUCGAUCGACGCGCAAACGGAUGCGAAGACAAAGGCAGCACGAUGCAGCAACGUGGGAACACGCGUCUGUUGGCAUCCGGUCAAUUUCUGACGGACGCAAGUGCAGAGGAGAAGAAGGAACUUGCUGAUGUGACGCUGAAGCGUGAAUCCACUUGGGUGCGAAGUGAGGAGGAUGCGGCUAGUCUGGUCAACAAGCUCCGCACGGCGGCAAAGGACAUGCCGAAAGCCAAGCCGAUGCUCACGUCGCCUCGGACGACAAGUCGAAGUGUGACGAUGGAGGCUACGGAUGGAGUGAUUAUUGCCGUCCAUCGACUGCCGGUCCUUGUACGUCGAACCCCAGAGGGCCUCUAUCAUAUUGAGUGGGAAGAUGACAACCUCAUAUGUCCAUCAGGACUGCUGAAAGACUCGUACCGCGAGGCGAGCUGGGACCGCGUUAGUUCGAUGAGACUAACGUGGGUAGGGACCGUUCAUUGCACAGAGGCUAUUCCAAAGGAAGACGAAGAGCGACUGGCCAAACAGCUCGAAGACUUCCAUUGUGUCCCCGUGUUUCUUGCGGAGCCGCUGAGCUCAACAUUCCAAAACUUUUGCUAUAGCACACUGUGGCCUGUAUUCCACAACAUAGUGGACGUGUACGGCGCACUGCCUACUCGCUGGUGGAAUCCUGGUCAGCAACGCAGUGCGUGGACCAGCUAUAAGACCGUCAACCGUAUUUUCGUGAACAAGGUCAUUGAAGUGUACAACGAAGGCGAUCUGGUAUGGGUUCAUGGACUUCAUCUACUGGUUGCGCCGAGUUUCCUCACGCGGCGACUACCUUGUGUCAACGUCGGAUUUUUCCUGCACACCCCGUUUCCAAGCUCGGAGAUCUUCCGCACGCUCUCAAUGCGUGCAGACCUGCUUCGGGGGGUGUUGGCUGCAGACCACAUUGGCUUUCAUUUAUAUGAGCAUGCGCGCCAUUUCCUGACAAGCUGUCGUCGCAUUCUUGGACUAAAGUAUAGUACGCAACCGGGCGGUUACAUCGGAGUUGAGUACAGCGGUCGCAUGGUUAUGCUGACUAUAAGCCACAUCGGGAUCGAGCCCACUUUCAUGGACCGGAUCAACUCUAGCGGUCAGGUUGAGCAGGACGCUGUGGUGCUUGCCGAAAGAUACGGGAGCAGCAAGUGUACGGUGUUUGUAAGUGUGGACCGUGUGGAGAGACUGAAGGGCAUCUUACUGAAGCUUGGCGCCAUCGAGCUUUUUCUCGCUCAGCACCCGCAGUACGUGGACAAGGUGCAGUUUGUGCAGAUCGGUAUCUGGGACAGCUCUAGUCCGACCCCGGAAAACAACAGCGUACGCGCUGAGAUCCUCGCACACACGACGCGUAUCAACAGCCGUUUUGGCGUGCAGCACAAGGGGCUAAUUGUUGCCUACUCGGAGGUGGAAAGCACAGAUAUGGCAUCUAGACUUCCGCUGUGGCGCGCAGGUCAUGUUCUGCUUACUACCUCAGUUCGUGAUGCUGUUAAUUUGUAUCCGUUCGAGUUCGUGUACGCGCACGAGCUGGCCAAGUCGCCAGGCGUCGUGAUCGUGUCGGAGUUCUCGGGAAGCAGUCGAGUAUUGACGGGUAGCGUUGGUGUGAAUCCGUGGAAGCGUGAGGAGAUGGUCCAUGCCAUGGAGCUUGCGUUGACCAUGUCGGACGAGGAGCGUGCUGCACGUCACCAAAAAGAUCUGGAGUACAUCACGACGAACUCGCGGACGAAAUGGGCGAAGCGUAUUCUUGUCGAUUUGAAGCGCACGAAAAAGCAGACUGCGGAAGGAGAUUACAUGGGCUACGGCCUCGGGCUGGGUUUUCGGAUGUUGGAGUUUAACGCCGGUUUUAAGAUGCUGGAGACUGACGUGGUUGCUAAGGCGUAUCGGGAGACGUUCCGCCGCGUGAUCUUCUUUGAUUAUGGUAACACGCUGACGCUGGAGGAGUCUGCUGGUGCGCACGACUUUUCGAAGUACAUUACAGGCAGCGAGCAAAACGCUUUUGUAUCGAAGGCGGAAGCGCCAAAGGCGUCGCCCGACCUACUAGCAUCUUUGUCUCUGUUGUGUGCCGAUCCUCGGAACACAGUGUUUGUGUUGAGUGGCAAGGAACGCUUGGACUUAGAGAAAACAUUAGGGUCGGUUCGUGGCUUGGGGCUUGCUGCUGAACACGGCUACUUGUACAAGUGGGGAACAGGCACGAAUGUUACUACAACAAACGGUCGUGCAACGCCGUCGCGUGGCAGUACUUAUAACAGCAUGGGGGGUGAUGUGGAGGAGAGCGUGUGGCUUUGCACGAAGGAUAACUUCGAUGACUCGUGGAAGGAUGUGACGCACGCCGUCAUGGAUAUUUAUACGCAGCGCACACACGGCACAUACAUUGAGCUGAAAGGCAGUGCGCUGCUGUGGCAGUAUCGUGAUGCUGACCCAGAGUUCGGACAGCUGCAAGCUAAAGAGUUGCACGAUCAGCUUCUCCAGGUGUUGGAACAUUUCCAGGUGGAAGUGGUGACAGGUACAGAUUAUCUCGAAGUGCGUCCAGAGGGUGUCGACAAGGGUGUCAUCGUGGACCGCGUCAUGUCUACAAUUGAGUCAACAAGCGGCCAGUACGCCGACUUCAUCUUGUGUAUAGGCGACGACCUGUCGGACGAGUUCAUGUUUCAGUACCUUGAGGAUGUGCGUGGCCGGCCAAACAUGUUCACGGUAACCGUAGGCAAAAAGCCUAGUGCAGCCAAGUACUUUGUGAACGAUGUGGACCAAGUCAUGGAAAUCGUGCACGCGAUGACAAAGGUAUCUACGGCCGCCAAGCGCAACUUCUCAAUGAACGAUUUGCGACUUUUUGAUCGCAGCGUCAGUACCAGCGGAGAGCUUCUAUCAUUCCAGCGAGAUGAGACAGGACCAAGCCGGUCGUCGGGUAGUGUGGGUUACAUGAGUGACGAGAGCGCUGAGGAUAUGAAGUCGUCGCCGAUUGGAAGUUCAACAGAGAGCGACAAGGCGCCUGUGAUAGAAGGGAACUCUCAGCCAGGCACAACAGGGCCUCUGGCAGGUCGUGGUAUAGCUGGUCGAAGGUUGGGCGGGUCAGGACGUGGACUGGGAAGCGGUCGCAAUUCCAUGUCUAUGAGCUCGUUGUCGUCAACAGGGAUGCCUCUGCUGCACCCCACAUCGUCCACGUACGAGCAAUACCUCAGCAACGUUGAUGAGUCGACGGAAGAAGAGGAAGGUGGUAUAUUUUUCUAA
Hyaloperonospora brassicae is the source of this 3861-nucleotide messenger RNA. Lineage: Eukaryota; Oomycota; Peronosporomycetes; Peronosporales; Peronosporaceae. The record is from the annotation of a GenBank genome assembly.